AUGUCCGGCCAGCUGGAGCGUUGCGAGCGCGAGUGGCAUGAGCUGGAGGGAGAAUUUCAGGAACUGCAGGAAACCCACAGGAUCUACAGGCAGAAGCUGGAGGAGCUGACUUCACUCCAGACUUUAUGUAGUGGCUCUAUCAACAAGCAGAAGACGCGACUAAAGGACUUGAAGCACACACUCCAGAGGUACAAGCACCAUGCGAGUCAGGAGGAGGCAGAGCUCAUCCAGCAGAUGAGUGCCAACAUCAAGGAGCGGCAGAAUGUCUUCUUCGACAUGGAGGCCUACCUGCCCAAGAAGAAUGGGCUCUACUUAAACCUGGUCCUUGGCAAUGUGAAUGUGACCCUUCUCAGCAACCAGGCCAAAUUUGCUUACAAGGAUGAGUACGAGAAGUUCAAGCUCUACCUGACCAUCAUCCUGCUCCUAGGUGCUGUGGCGUGUCGAUUUGUCCUUCACUACAGGGUGACUGACGAAGUUUUUAACUUCCUGCUGGUGUGGUAUUACUGCACCCUGACAAUCCGGGAGAGCAUUCUCAUCAGCAAUGGCUCAAGAAUUAAAGGCUGGUGGGUGUCUCACCACUACGUGUCCACGUUCCUCUCUGGAGUGAUGCUGACCUGGCCUAACGGAUUAAUUUAUCAGAAGUUUCGUAAUCAGUUUUUAGCGUUUUCCAUUUUUCAGAGCUGUGUCCAGUUCCUGCAAUAUUAUUACCAGAGGGGCUGCCUCUACAGGCUGCGGGCUCUGGGAGAGAGGAAUCAUCUGGACCUCACGGUGGAAGGGUUCCAGUCCUGGAUGUGGCGGGGCCUCACCUUCCUCCUGCCUUUCCUGUUCUGUGGCCAUUUCUGGCAGCUCUACAAUGCCGUCACGUUGUUUGAGCUCUCCAGCCACGAGGAAUGCAGAGAAUGGCAGGUGUUCGUGUUGGCGCUCACUUUCCUCGUCCUCUUCCUUGGCAAUUUCCUGACCACACUCAAAGUCGUGCACGCGAAACUUCAGAAGAACAGAAACAAAGGGAAGAAGCUGUGA
Molecule: messenger RNA, 1020 nt
Organism: Puma concolor (puma)
Lineage: Eukaryota; Metazoa; Chordata; Mammalia; Carnivora; Felidae
Source: RefSeq, a predicted model, not a curated record